This is a messenger RNA of Brassica napus (rape), 801 nucleotides long. Its product is annotated as probably inactive leucine-rich repeat receptor-like protein kinase At5g48380. The record is from RefSeq and is a predicted model, not a curated record. The transcript has 2 exons. NCBI's taxonomy places the organism in Eukaryota, Viridiplantae, Streptophyta, Magnoliopsida, Brassicales, Brassicaceae. The coding region runs from base 1 to 801 and encodes 266 amino acids. Gene Ontology annotation, molecular function: protein binding.
AUGUGCUUUGCUUCUUCUUCUUCUUCUUCUUCUUGUUAUCAAGGAGAGGUGAUCAACAAAAGAAAAGAAACAAAACUCACCCUGUCUUGUUCCUGGUUUAUGAUGGUUGCUAAGCUAGUUUGUGCCAUUUUCUUCCGGAGCUGUCUCUGGGUGUUACUGGUCUCUAGCUUGAACUAUUCAUUUGAGACCGACAUAAACUGCCUGAAAAGCUUAAAAUCCCAACUCCAGGACCCCAAAGCACAUCUUUCUAAUUGGAUAUUUGGAAACUACAGUGAAGGUUAUAUCUGCAAAUUCUUUGGCGUGGAAUGCUGGGGUAGUGAACAGAAUAGGGUGCUAAGCAUCAAUCUUGGGGGAUAUGGUCUAAAGGGAGAGUUUCCUAGUGGUGUUACGUUAUGUACUUCCAUGGAGAGUCUAAAUCUCACUGGAAACAACCUAUAUGGCAUUAUCCCAUCAGAAUUUUUCUCAUUUAUUCCAUAUCUUGUUACUCUAGACCUCUCUCACAAUAACUUUGCUAGUAAUAUCCCUGCUAGUCUGUCAAAUAUGUACUACUUAAAAACGCUUUUGCUUGAUCAUAACUGGUUCACCGGUCACUUCCCAUCCGGGUUAGGCUCAAGUCCACGACUCCAACAGUUCUCAGUGUCCCACAAUGAUCUCGAUGGUCCAGUUCCAGAUUUCUACUCCAUGGCUAUUAUCGCAGCCAGCAUUUCUACAGCUGCCUUUUUUCCUGUAGGUGCAUGCGUCGGUUGGUUCUAUGUUGGCAAGACGCAGAAAAACCAUCCAAAAAAAGAAGCAAAAUCCUAA